Molecule: messenger RNA, 3356 nt
Organism: Ceutorhynchus assimilis (cabbage seed weevil)
Lineage: Eukaryota; Metazoa; Arthropoda; Insecta; Coleoptera; Curculionidae
Source: the annotation of a GenBank genome assembly
GAGGUUAAAAAAAGAGUUAUUUAAAAAAAAAAACACAAUAUUUUAAUUAAAUAAUAAAUUAACUCCAUUCAUACUUUUUCGCCCUGUGUGCUCCAUAAAUUAUUUGUUUGUCAUACGUAAUGAUUAUUGUGCUUGCAGCCCUAUAAAUCGCGUUUUCAGAAGGUGAAUGAUGGCCGAGGAACUUUCCAAUGGAGAUAUUUGCAGGGUGUGUAGAUCGGAAGGCGGCUCGGACAGACCCCUUUUCCAUCCCUGUAUAUGUACUGGUAGUAUCAAGUGGAUCCAUCAAGAAUGUCUUGUGCAAUGGAUGAGGUACUCAAGAAAAGAAUAUUGUGAACUAUGCGGGCACAAAUUCUCAUUCACGCCAAUUUACUCGCCUGACAUGCCCAGAAGACUCCCAGUAAAAGAUCUGAUCUCUGGUCUACUCUCAUCAGUAGCCACUGCUGUGAAAUAUUGGCUGCAUUACACCUUGGUGGCCAUAGCUUGGCUCGGACUUGUUCCUUUGACAGCUUGUAGGAUUUAUAGGGCUCUCUUCGCAGGUACAGUGGAUGCCAUCCUCACACUACCAUUUGAAAUGUUGUCCAGCGAAAAUAUUGCAGGGGAUAUAUUUCAGGGCUGUUUGGUCGUGUGCUGCACUUUGUUUGCUUUUGCUGGCCUCGUAUGGCUUAGAGAGCAAAUUUUACAUGGAGGAGGUCCUGAUUGGUUGCAAAGGGACGACAUAGUUCCUGCAGCCGGCGACAAUCCAGCUCUUGUUCUGCAUAAUAUUCCAGAAGAAAUGCAAGAUAACGAAGAAGAUAACGUUCCAGUUGCUGAACAAGAGCCGAUCCAAGAGAACGCAGAUCAACAAGAUCAGGAAGGCAACGUCGGGGAAGACAAUAACUGGAUCCCCAUGGAAUGGGACCGGGCAGUCGAAGAAAUCACUUGGGAACGUCUUUUAGGCUUGGACGGUUCUCUAAUGUUCUUGGAACACGUUUUUUGGGUCAUUAGCUUGAACACGCUCUUCAUUAUCAUAUUCGCUUACGCUCCCUACCACAUGGGCGUCAUCACUUUAAAUUUGUUUAAUUUAGAAGAAUACGCAUCUGAGAGCCAUUUUGAGGGACUUUUAACUACUCUUGUCGGUUAUAACACUGUUGGCUUAUUAUUUUUAAUUUUACAUCGAAUAUCCGCCUGGCUAGGAUUAUUUACAGCCAAAAGAGUCCUGGGGCUGUGUUAUGUUGUCGUCAAAGUGUCCAUGCUUUCUGUAAUAGAAAUCGGAAUUAUUCCUUUGGUUUGUGGUUGGUGGUUGGACGUUUGCUCCUUGAACAUGUUUGAAGCUACUUUAAAAGACCGUGAGCAGAGUUUUAGAGGAGCUCCAGGCACUUCCAUAUUUCUUCACUGGCUCAUUGGAAUGGUUUACGUCUAUUAUUUCGCCUCCUUUAUAUUAUUGCUAAGGGAAAUUGUCCGGCCGGGUGUUUUAUGGUUUCUAAGAAACUUUAACGAUCCAGACUUUAGUCCAAUACAAGAAAUGAUUCAUUUACCAAUAUUGGAGCACAUAAGGAAACUUAUAGUUUCCGCAGUAAUAUUCGGAAGUGCCGUGCUAUUAAUGUUGUGGCUUCCCAUUAAAAUAAUCCGACUUAUUUUGCCGACAUUCCUUCCCUACAUCGUUUCCCUGAACAAUGAAAGUCAAGUGAAUGAGCUCAGUUUAGAGCUCCUGCUACUCCAAGUCAUAUUGCCAGCAUUAUUGGAGCAAUCCCACACUAGGGUCUGGUUGAAAUCCAUUGUACGAUGGUGGUGUAAAGUGAUCGCCUGGGUGUUGGAUUUGCAUUCGUAUUUAUUGGGCGAUCAGGUGGAGGACAAUGCAAGAAACGACGGAGAGAGGCAAGGAAAUGGUGUCGGGGAUGCUGCCGCUGGUAAUUUGGGUGCUGUGCAUCAGGCUCUGUUUUUGAUGGAACCGCCAACAGGUUACCAACCUUACCAACGCCCCAAGUUCUUCCAUGCACGCCUCAUCUCGCUCCUAGUAACCGUCUGCUGGUCCCUGGUACUCUUCUCAGUUGUGGCUCUGACCGUACCGGUAUGGCUGGGCCGCCGAGUGAUGGCUUUAUGGUUAGUUGGUGCCCCGCCCCCAGGUCCACAAAUCUCCGCCUCCGAAGCCAAGACCGAAGUCAAAGUGCACGAACUGUACACGGCCGCUUGCGGUUUGUAUUUGUGCUGGUUGGCAGCCCGAGCUGUCACUUUAGUAUUGGGCUGGUUGCCCCAAGGACGUGCUGCUAUGAUGGACCGUUUGAAACAGUGGGGACUUUUGGGUUUGAAAACUAUUGCCGCUAGCGCGUUGCUUUUGGGCGUGGUCCCGCUAUUAUUUGGGUUGCUACUCGAACUAGUUGUAAUAAUUCCUUUGAGGGUUCCGAUACAUCAAACGCCUAUAUUGUUUAUAUGGCAAGAUUGGGCUCUUGGAGUGUUGUAUACGAAAAUAGCUUGCGCAGUUACUAUGAUGGGUCCCGAUUGGUUCCUGCGAGCUGCGAUCGAAAGAGCUUACAGAGACGGCAUCAGAGAUAUGAAUUUGACGUUCAUCUUCAAGGAAUUGGCGUUUCCAGUUAUAAUUUGUUUCGGAUUCGCUUUGGCCGUACCAUACGUUUUGGCUUAUUCCUUUGUACCGAUAUUCGUGACGAAUUUGCAAGUGCGAAAUUUAGUCGCGCGGCGAUUGUAUCCGUUUUUGUUGCUCGUAGCGACAGUCAAUAUAAUUAUAGUGUUGCAAAUCAGGCAAUUCAAAAGGUUGUACGAGCACAUUAAGAAUGACAAGUAUUUGGUGGGACAACGGCUGGUCAAUUACGAUCAUCGGAGGGCCAGAACGCAAACUCCCGCUACUUAAACUACCUUAUUUUUUGUUUAUAUUUAUGAGUUUUAAUAAAAUUCGUUUGUUAACUUAUUUGACUAUGAGGGAUUUCUGCUUGCAACCUUGGAAAGUUUUAUGGUUUAUUUUUUAAUUAUUAAUUAGUGAAUGGACUUCUUAAAACGACUCACCUGGAGUUUUAAUUGGUAUCAAAUAAAUCAAACUUCAACUAAAUUAUAUUCUUAAUAAUUAUCGUAAUAGAGUUUAAAUAAACUUAAUGUUAUAUACAGGGUGUGUCUUUUUAUUAUUGUAAUUAAUGUGUUUUCAACUUGUGCACUCUAUAUUUUUGAUUUUUAUUAUUUCAAGUGUUUCUGUGAUAAACAUUAGUUGGACAUUAUAUUUAUGAUUAUUACUGGGUUUGUGUAUUCUAAAAUAGUUUUUUUUUUUUUUGAAGUGUAUCUAUUGAGUACUUUAUAUUGUGCAACACUUUUCCCAUUAUUAUUAUUAUAUUAUUAAGUGAGUAGUGGUUUAUAACAAUGAUUAUUAUUGGAUA